UCAACAGUGGGUGCACAGUGCCGAGUCCGCCUUGUCACUCGAGCACCCCCGCGGUGGUCUAUCUGCCACGGCCGAGCACGUUGACAACCAGUCAAAUCCCCUUCGACCCCGCCUGCCGGGCGUCACCGACCGCUCGCCGCAACAAUGUGGUGGCUGAUCAACGCCUGUUCGAGCGCCAUCUUCCUGCUGAGCAUCGUGCUCUCCAUACCCAUCGCGUUUGACGUCGGGGGUCGCGAUGCCGGACUGGCCUACUCGCUGUCCCUCUUUCUCUUCUACUUCUUCUACAGCGUCAGCAAGCUCCUAACGCCGGAGCGGUCGCGGGUACGGUGGUUCUUUACGAGCCUCGUCGGUCUGUCGCAAUGGAUCAUCAUCCCCACGCUUUUGAUCUGGUCGCUCAACCGCUUCUCGGUGGAGGCGAGCAGCGCCGGCUGGGUAUCCCGGACCUUCUCCCACAUCACCUCGACGCACCAUAAAACAUGGAAGGAGUGGUUCUUCGGCCAGGAGGGGUUCGUCGAGACGGUGGCUCUGGGCGCGUGGGACAGCACGCUCAGCUACUCGAGCCCGGUUUUCCAGAUGCUCGAGGGCUUCUGCAGCUUGCUGGUCAUCCAGGCCGCCGGUCAGAUUACGAGAUGGCUCGUGAACCGCGGGAGGAGUGAUACGUGGGUGAUCCUCCUUCUCGUCUUCUCUGCCUCCAUCAUCUCGAGUGCAGUGUACUUCCUGUGGCGCGUCAUCUCGUUUCCACAAAUCAACAAUCUUGAUGCCACGCUCAUCGGCGUCGCCAUGACCUCUGCCGCCUUCUUAUGCGCCUUCGGCAUCGCCAGCGGCCGUGGCAACCCAGUCGAGUCCUCCCUGCUGUUCGCCUAUGCCGUCCUCUGCGUCUACCAGAUCUUCACAGACUACCAGCCAUCCCCGGAGGCUGCGGCAGCCGCGGAGCAGGCGGCAGCAGCGCAACCCGACUUCCCGCCGCUGCCUCCGAUUAUCAUGGCGUCGUAUUCGACCCUCCUGCACAUGCUGAGCAGCCUGCCGUCGGCCGUGAACUCGUCGUUCCAGUUUCUCUAUGCCGCCUUCCAGACCAUCACCCCCAGCGUCAUCAUUUCGCUGACAUACCGCAUCAUCGUGUUCUACUGCGCCACGAGGAUCAUUCCGGCCGUCCGGGAACUGGGCGCUACGGCGAUCAUGGAGGAGCCGACUCUCGAGGACACGGAAGGGGCGAACCGCCUGAUCGGCUUUCUCAGCUGGUUCUCGCCCUCGAUGCUCAUCGCCGUCUACACCAGCUUGUUGCUGCAGCACUUCAGCGUCUCCAGCAGCGGCGAUGAUGUCGGAUGGACCUUGCGUGCAGGGGAUGCUGGCGGCAGCACAUGGCGGUGGGUCAACCUCGCGGCCACGAUGGGGUUGUAUGCCGUGGAGCUGUACCUCGGAGGCAACGGCGACGGGGGAGUCCAUUGGAAAACCGACUAGGAGAGGGAAGGGGGGGAGGGGCGUGGCCUUUGCGGCUCCCCGAACAUGAAUAUGGGACGGAAUCGCUCUUCUCUGGCGGAGACUGGGUCCUGCGAAUGG
This is a messenger RNA of Thermothielavioides terrestris NRRL 8126, 1557 nucleotides long. RefSeq lists its product as uncharacterized. Bases 145 to 1458 code for a protein of 437 amino acids. Gene Ontology annotation, cellular component: perinuclear endoplasmic reticulum; cortical endoplasmic reticulum; endoplasmic reticulum membrane. Gene Ontology annotation, biological process: endoplasmic reticulum inheritance; septin ring assembly. NCBI's taxonomy places the organism in Eukaryota, Fungi, Ascomycota, Sordariomycetes, Sordariales, Chaetomiaceae. The transcript is spliced from 2 exons. The record is from RefSeq and is a predicted model, not a curated record.